Molecule: messenger RNA, 1482 nt
Organism: Porites lobata
Lineage: Eukaryota; Metazoa; Cnidaria; Anthozoa; Scleractinia; Poritidae
Source: the annotation of a GenBank genome assembly
AUGGGAAAAGAAGACGCCCGAGCCGAUAGUCGUAAACGGUUAAGGGAAAGCGGCUCACAGACUGACGGGGAAGAUGCGUUCGACGAAGCCGACGGCCAUUGUCGUGGGGCUUUUGCCAAACUAGAUGAAGUCAGUGAAAAGCUCGACAAAGCGCUAACAAGACUCGGCGAGUUAGAGGCUAUGCAAGAUAGAGUGGCAGAAUUGGAAAAAGAAAAUAAAAAUUUACAAGAAAGCCUGAACACCGCUCAAGCCGACAUCGACGACCUAAAUUCGUCUUCAACCACCACGUGUGCAACACUGGAAACCCACGCAAAGAAUCUGGAAGAUCUCAGUGCUAAAAUAAAACAUCUUGAGUGCCGCAACAUCAAGUUAGAAGCAUACACAAGACGUGAAAAUCUAAAAGUGUUUAAUAUUCCAGAAGGAAGAGGUGAGUCAACUUCUGCUGAAGAUCAAUUGAAAAAAGUGAUGCGCGAUAAACUUAAGAUCCCAGAGGAAGAUAUCGAACAGAUCCAUUUUGAACGCGUUCACCGCAUCCCUACUAAGAAAAAUACCAGUCAAGGACAGAACUCCAAACCUAGGCCUAUUAUAGCUAAAUUUAGCUUCUUUCAAGACAAGGAGUAUGUUUGGUCUUUUGUUAAAAACUUGAAAAACACUAACAUUUCAAUCGCGAAUGAUUUCCCCCGGGAAAUUGAUGAGAUACAGAAAACGUUAUAUCCCAUCUUGAAAAAGGCCAAACAGAGAAAGCAAACAGCCUAUUUCAAAGUUGAUAAGCUAAUUAUAAACGGGCAAAUCUACAGAGGUGAAGAAACAACCAAUCUCCCAUACUACGGUCUCAUUAUGGACACAAGAAACAGCGGAAACUAAAGCCAAAGCGGUCCCAGCGCGACAGCACAUCAAUAGUUAAGUUUAGUUCAAGGUUUAUGUGUGUAAUAAGUGUUAAACUAUUUAACCCUCCUUGUUUAAUUAGAAAUGUGAAUGCUCUGGAAACUUCUUACUUGAUAUGUUACUGUAUGUUUUUCUGUAGAUUAAUAAUUUAUUUUAGGGCGAAUAUUAUCGUUUAUGUGCACUAUAUUUUCUUGCACUCUGCUAUACCAUCGAUUUCAUUUUUAUUUUAUAUGACUUCUUCUAUAAUACCACUUCCCCGAUUCAGCUCUAAUGACCGAUCAUUCUCUUAAUCUACUAUCUCUCAAUGCGAGGGGACUAAGCAAUUUCAGAAAAAGGCGAACGAUUUUCACGUGGUGUCGAAAACGAAACUCGGAUAUAAUAUUCCUGCAAGAAACUCAUUCGACAUUGUCAACACAGUUAAAUUGGAAAAACGAAUGGGGUGCAGAACUUAUUUGCUCCCACGGGAGCUCAAACUCGAGGUGUUGCAAUCUUAAUCAAAAAGGUCUUGAUUGCGUUAUUCACUCUCAAAUUGUAGAUACAUCGGGAGGUAUAUCGUUGUUAAAGCCGCUAUCAAAGAUAAAAUGUAUGUUCUUGUAA